AUGGGGGUCAAAUGUGUCCCAAAAGUCUCCUGCAGGAUGCUAAGGGAGUUAGAAUUUAGGUGUUGUGAGGACCUCGCUCCGCUCCCAGAAGAUUUCGGGCAGCUGAAGGCAUUGGAGAGCUUAUUUCUGGUUGGGGUGGCGGGGAUCACGGACCUUCCAGAUUCGUUUGAGCAGCUGCAGCGGCUGCACUCCCUUUCCAUCUACGGCUGCUACGACCUCUCGUCUUUGCCCUCCUCCCUGCCCCACCUUUCAUCACUCACAUCUCUCCACCUCAAUGCACCGAAUCUCUUAGCACUGCCAGAUGGCUUCGGCCGCUCUUCAUGCCUCCGAGAAUUCAGUCUAUGUGAGGAAAGCUUCACACGCUUACCUGACUCCUUGACUCUCGCCACGGCCCUGCAGCAGCUCGCUCUUCACGACCUGCACUCGCUCACAUCCCUUCCUGACGACUUGGGGAACCUCACGAGCCUGCGGGAGCUUGAGAUUGAGCGAUGCAGCCAGCUGCUGCGCAUACCUGACUCGCUGUGCCGGCUGUCAUCUCUCACACGGCUGACAGUGAGAGAUUGUUGCGCACUGGCGGCACUACCACAUGUCAUGGGCGACGGCCCGCACAGCCUGCAACACCUCACUCUCGGCUGCAAUAUUCAAACAAGCCUGCCUCCAUCCUUCUUCAGGCUGACCUCCCUUGAAGAGCUGGGCAUGUUUCAGCUGCCGUGCGUGAGAGGGCCCCUGCCAGACGCCUUCAGCCGCUUCACACACCUGAGGGACCUCUCUCUCGCUGCCACGCCGCACCUCACGGCCCUCCCGCCCUCGCUGGCUGCCGUCGCCCCCACGCUCACCAGCCUGAGGGUGGAGUUCUGCCACGGCCUGGAGGAGCUAGCAGAGGAGUUUUUCGGCCAGCUGGCCAUGCUUGAGUCGCUCACGCUGUCGCACUUGAAAAGCUUAAAAUCGCUCCCGCGGUCGCUGAUGGAGCUGCCUCGGCUGCAGAAGCUAGUGGUAUGGCUCUGUAGCGAGUUGGGCAAGAGCGCUUGUGAUGUUCUGGUGGGCGGCAGCAGCGCCAGUAUCCGGAGCAAUGGUAGCGGCAGCAGCAGUUGGGAGUAG
Molecule: messenger RNA, 1098 nt
Organism: Closterium sp. Yama58-4
Lineage: Eukaryota; Viridiplantae; Streptophyta; Zygnematophyceae; Desmidiales; Closteriaceae
Source: the annotation of a GenBank genome assembly